CGACAACGCAAGACUCAAGGACCAAGAGAUUAGACAAACGACGGGCCUCUAUUGUCUGUGAAUACUGCAAAAUCCAAAAGGAGAUAAGCCAGCAUAUACGCGCCUCAUUAGUGCGCACCUGAGUAGCAGCCAUGAACACAGAAGAGCUCUCACAACUACUGGACGUCAUUUUGGAUGACCUCUCUGCUCGCUUCAUCAUCAAUCUACCGGAGGAAGAGCUCAGCGAUGUGACGCGCAUUUGCUUUGCCCUCGAGCAAGCACAUUGGUUCUACGAAGACUUCUUCCGGCCUCAAUAUCCAGCGCUGCCAUCCGUCAACCUUCGGCAAUUCACAGCAGCCUUGUUUUCACAUUGCCCUAUGCUAUGGCCAUUCAAGGAACAACACGAGACAGCCUUUGAUGAUUUCAUGAAGUACAAGAUUCGCGUGCCGGUGCGUGGGGCCAUCAUGCUGAAUCACGACAUGACGCAGUGUGUGCUCGUUCGGGGCUGGAAGUCAAGCGCCGGCUGGGGCUUCCCCAAGGGCAAGAUCGAUAAGGAUGAAGACGACUCUGAUUGUGCCGUCAGGGAAAUCAGAGAAGAGUGUGGCUUCGACAUCUCUGACCUUGUCAAAUCAAAUGACUUUAUCGAAAUGGUCAUCAAAGAACAGCAAGUGAAGCUAUACAUUGUGCGUGAAGUGCCCAUGGAUACAUCUUUUGAGCCACAAACACGAAAAGAGAUUGGUAAAAUCGACUGGUUCAAACUGGACGACUUGCCAACGUACAACAAGGAGGCGCAACGAUCAACCAAUGCUACAAAGAAGAAGUAUUAUAUGGUGGCUCCAUUUCUAGGGCCGCUCAGAACUUGGAUCAAACGGUACAAAAAGGCAAAGAAGACGAAGGCUUCAGGGGCAGAAGUGGUCGUGGACCCAGUCGUUGAUGUGCCAACUCUACUAGAGGAUCAAGUGAGCUUUGACGAAUCUAGUCAGGCCCUCAAGUUGCUCCUGGGCAUAUCCGAACGACCAGAAGGCCCUGUUGAGCGCAAGGCUUUCAAUGACACGCCGAGCAAGCAUGAUCUUUUGGCCAUGCUUCAGGGACGCUCUGCUGAUGCGCCUGUGCAAGAAGCGACGACGCCUUCUCAAUUUGACAGAGCUCCUCAGAUUUCUGAUUCGAUGUUACAGCAUGGCUCCCCAGCCCGGCCUCCAGGCUUUUCUGACCCACGGCUUGUGCAAGAUACGAUGCAUCAACCUUUUGUUGGCAUGCCACAACCACCGCCAGGGCCAAAUCCCAUGUUCCAGGGCCAUUCCCCACAAACGCACUACGCGCCACCGAGUCAUGCGCCUGGCAUGUAUCCGCCUGGUCCACCUAUGUUUGUUGGCUUCCCUGGCAUGCCCCCGUAUCCUGCUCAACAUAUGCAGCCGCCCCCAUUCAUGGUUGUUCCCUCUGGUCCAUUCGCUCAGCAAAUGCACCCAAUGCCGCCACCCAAUCUGCAUCUCUUGCAACAACAACAUCUGAUGGGUAUGCAUCCUGCCCUCCACCCACAAACACCCAUGAUGCAUGGAUCACCUCACUCCGCGCAUGCUGGACCUGUCCAGCAGCUUUCGAGUCCGCAGAGGUACGCGCCUGUUCUUGCUUCGCCACAGCCUGUGCGUGCGGUACCUAUGCCAGUGGCUACCUCUUCUUCGCCAUCACGAAAGACAGCAAACCCAAAUGCUGGUUCGCUUCUCGCCAUCUUGAAGCCAAAAGCACCAGCACAAGCACAGGAUGAAUCGGCUCAGGAGGAGAUGUUGGCACAAGAGAACCCUGUCGUAGCAAGAGAAACUGGGCAUCUUGAUGAGAGCCCCGUCGAUCCCUUGAAUGCGCGACCACUACAGAUAUUUUCGUCUACCCGGGUCCCGAGCCACGCGCAGUCGAUGAGUUUGCUGAAUCUACUCAAGAGUCCUGUGCCUGUGCAGCCAGCAAUGCAACGGUCAGCUGAACAAGUGUCCGAACGAAUGCGGGAAGUGAAUUUGCAUUCACAGGGAUCUCAGCGGCAGCCUCACGCGCAGAGCACUGUUCAAGGCCAGCCAGCAGCUUCUCCAAGUGGCCAGCAAGUGUCCUUACUGAAUCUUUUUCGUUCAACGCCACCGCCUUCUAUCAAACAUCUUGUGCAGCCAGAGCGUGUAAACGAAGUUGCUUCUCAGGCGAAUCAGAUGUCGCAGCCUAUAAACGGUGUAAGACCAGAGCCAGCUGGUUCGCAAGCCUCGCUACUCCAUUUGUUCAAAGGCCCUUCAGCCACAGCGAAGCACGAUGUUGAUGCAGACCAGAGCUGGCCACAACCACAACCCAAGUCUCAAGACUAUUCAGCGCCAGUUCAGCGACCUCAGCACCCUCAAUAUUCACCCAACCAGUAUGCGCAACAGCCAGCCCAGCCAAGUCAGUCCCAGCACCUUGCCUCUUUGCUUGGUGCGCUCAAGCCGCCUGCACCACCUUUUCCUGCCGCGCCCGUGGAAGGCUCACAGCCUGCGGCAUUAUUUUCCUUGUUGAAGCAAAAGCCUGCUGAACAAGCACCUCCUUUGCCACCCAAGACUCAUCAACAAUCGCUUCUCGCGCUAUUAUCACCUACUGGCAACUCUUGACAAGCGAGCUGGGGCACGCUGGGACUGCAUGGGCUGAAUCUUGAUACGUAUGAUGCUAUGAAGGACAAUGGUUGCAAGCAUACCUCGAUAAAGGCUAGGCCUGUCGAUGAAGCGUUCAUAUGCUUGAAGGUAGUGAAGCUUUGUAGGAGUAUUGCCAAUGAUUCUCUGGACUCAAAUCUCAUGCUUGCUGCUGGUCUCUGCGAAUGGUGACCAGACACCACGCACACUCUCGUUGGUACUUUCUACCGGAUGCUUGAACUUCUUAAGCUUGGCGCCACUCGCAUCGCGAAGGAGGUUGAGUUUUGACAAUAUCUCACUCGAUUUGAGGUUUCGUACGCAAAUGACCUUUUCCCUGCCGUUGAUGUACUCUCCUCUUAGUAUCGGGUGCCGGUGUGGCCGCUUCGCAAU
Molecule: messenger RNA, 2999 nt
Organism: Protomyces lactucae-debilis
Lineage: Eukaryota; Fungi; Ascomycota; Taphrinomycetes; Taphrinales; Protomycetaceae
Product: Dcp2, box A domain-containing protein
Exons: 1
Coding region: 132-2591 (819 amino acids)
Biological process (GO): deadenylation-dependent decapping of nuclear-transcribed mRNA; nuclear-transcribed mRNA catabolic process, nonsense-mediated decay
Cellular component (GO): P-body; cytoplasm
Molecular function (GO): RNA binding; 5'-(N(7)-methylguanosine 5'-triphospho)-[mRNA] hydrolase activity; manganese ion binding
Source: RefSeq, a predicted model, not a curated record